CUCUUAUCCUCUUGGCCGGGCUCUGUCCUGCUGAAGAGCAGGAUCGCAUAUUGUCCUGGUGUUAAAGCAGAGCAGGUCGUCACACAGGAAGAGGGGAAACAUGUUUUUUACAACUUUGCUCUGUCUGCUGUUACUGUGGCCUGGCUUUGCCGCUCUAAUGACUUCGCCAUUGGAAGAGGUAGGUGGAAAACUGAGGGUGAACAGGAGCACUGCGCUUUCUCAUCACUCCUCUAAACAAAGAGACAUAGUUUCCUCUCCUGGUUCUUCUCCUGAUACCUCAGUGAGUGGGCGGCUGCCUCGGUCGACUCUGAUGCCUGACAUCACACAUCUGGAACUGCUGGUGGUUGUAGGGCCUGAUGUCCAGCAGGUCCACAAGCAGGAUACUGAACGGUACAUCCUCACCAACCUCAACAUUGCCUCAGAGCUGUUGAGAGACAUGGCCCUGGGUGCCAACAUGAGGGUGCACCUGGUCCGCAUGAUCAUCCUGUCAGAGCCAGAGCCAGAGAUCCAAAUGUCUCCCAACAUUACCUCAUCUCUCAGAAGUGUUUGUGACUGGGGCAGAAGGAUAAACCCCUCAAAUGAUACAGACCCACUUCACGCUGAUCUUCUGUUAUACAUUACAAGGUACGACCUGGUGUUGCCUGAUGGGAACAAGCAGGUCAGGGGUGUAGCACAGCUGGGGGGGGCUUGCUCCAGUGAAUGGAGCUGUGUGAUCACAGAGGACACGGGCUUUGACCUGGGGAUCACCAUCACUCAUGAGAUUGGCCACAGUUUUGGAAUAAACCAUGACGGAGUAGGAAACACCUGCAGCAGGAGUGGGUUCAUGAUGGCCUCUGACGGGGGCUACAACAGUGUGGAUCUGACCUGGUCGCCCUGCAGCAGAGAGCAGCUGCUCACAUUCUUCAGUGAAGGAAAAGCUGAAUGUGUGAAGGACCUGCCUUCACUGGGAGGCUCUCUACAAGACUGGAAGCCUGGCCUGUAUUAUGGAGUUGAUGACCAGUGCCGUAUAGCUUUUGGUAGCACUGCAAGAGCCUGUUCUUUCACUAAUCCUGACCUGCCAGCGUGUCGUGUCCUGUCCUGUCACCUUCACCCUGAUGACGACAGCUCCUGCAAACGUCUCCUGGUCCCUCUGCUGGACGGGACAGAGUGUGCACCUAAUCAGUGGUGUCUGAAGGGGCGUUGUGUGUCCGCUAAUGAGCUCAGCUCCUCUGUGGUGGUGCAUGGCUCCUGGUCCAACUGGUCUGAGUUCUCCCCCUGCUCCCGGACAUGUGGCGGGGGAGUCUCUCACCGCACACGGAAAUGCAAUAACCCAAGACCGGCUUUUGGAGGGGAUGAUUGUGAGGGACCGGAUAUUGAGGCUGGACUUUGUCACCAGCAGCCAUGUGAGCAAAUGCAGCUUGAUUUCAUGGCAGAGCAGUGUUCCCAAACAGACCUCCACCCCCUCUACCUGCUACCAAACACUGCCUCUUUCUACACCUGGAUCCCUGCUAUAGGAUUUGGACAAGGGGAGGAGCAGUGCAGAUAUAUGUGCCAAUCAAAAGGAGAACAUUUCCUAGUGAGCCGGGGCUCUCAGUUUGUGGAUGGGACUCGCUGUGAGUCAGACAGCCCGCCUCAAUAUGGCUCCAGAGCUACAUGUCUCAGAGGGAAAUGCCAGCUGUUUGGCUGUGAUGGUGUGCUGCAUUCUGGGAAAGUGAUGGAUGUGUGUGGGGUGUGCGGUGGAGGCGGAUCAUCCUGCACUUUGAUCUCUGACUCCUACACUGGUGGUCAGGCUAGAGAGUACACCACCUUCCUCUCUCUGCCGGUGAAUGCCACACAGGUUCAUAUUGUCAACAGAUCACCUCUGUUCACUCAUAUGGCUGUAAGGGUUGGGGAUCGGUACAUUGUGUCCGGGACAAGCAGCAUGGCCCUGAGUAUGACCCACCCCUCCCCACUGGAAGACCACCAUCUAGAGUACCGCCUCCACCUGACCCCCGACCUUUUGCCCGAGAUGGAGGAGCUGCUGCUUCCAGGGCCGCUGACAGAAGAGAUAAACAUACAGGUGUAUCGCAAAUAUGGAAAAGAAUACGGAGAGAAAACAAAUCCGAACAUCAGCUACCAGUUCUAUUUACCUAACAGAAACAGUGACUUGAUAGAGAUCCACCCUAAAGGCAAAUGGGCGGUCUUCACAGCGCCGUGCUCUGUCUCCUGCGGCUCUGGUGUACAGAAGCAUGAAUAUGUCUGCGUACAUGAAGAAACCAACAAACAUUUGGAGAAACAUGAUUGUGAAACGCCUCCACCACCCGUACCCAUCCAGACAAGCUGUCAGCUCUCACCCUGUCCCCCCAGGUGGGAUGCAGGGUUGUUUGGGCCUUGUAGUGCCUCCUGUGGUGGAGGAGAGAGAGUGCAUCCUGUAAGAUGUGUUCAGGAACAUGGAACCAAUGUGGUAGAGGUCCAAGAUGCUGAAUGCCCUCCUAAAACAGCUCCAAAUGCUGUAGAAAAAUGUAACCUGCAACACUGUCCUGCCAGAUGGCGUGUGUCAGAACCAGGGGAGUGUUCAGUUGUGUGCGGGCCAGGAGAAACGGAGCGUGUUGUGUCAUGUGUCCGGCCAGAACAUGGUCAGGAAGUGGAAGUGGAUCAAAGCUUUUGUUCUCUGCGGAUCAGACCACCUGACACUGUGCCCUGUGUGGUAGAUGUCUGUCCCAUUGGGUGGGAAUCAAAGGGAGAGCAGACGCCCAUACUGAAGUCUGGUGUGCUGUCACGCUCCAGACAGGCUCCGGUCUAUGUCUGGAGUCCUGUUAUCAGCCAGUGCUCAAAGACCUGUGGGAAUGGAACCCUGCAGGUGUGGUUCUCCUGUGUGGACCACCAGACCAGACUGGGGGUAAUGGACGUCCACUGUGAUCCUACUACAAAACCUCCUCCUCAGUAUGAGACCUGCAACACAUCUCCCUGUCCCCGCAUGUGGCACUCUAAGCAAGGAGUCUGCAGUGUAACGUGUGGAGGAGGGGUGGCCAACAGGGUGCUGUACUGUGCAGGAGAAAGAGAUGGGGAGGAGGAGGUGGUGGAGGAUUCAGAGUGCAGUGACUUCCCCAAACCCACAGCAGUAGUUUCAUGUAACAACCACAGCUGCCCAGCCAGGUGGAGGGUGUUCAGUGCAUCACCCUGCUCUGCGUCCUGCGAUUUGGGUGUAGCUCAGAGGACUGUGUCCUGUGUGCAGUUUGUCCAUGGCAGGGAGAGUAUGGUGCCGGAGGUGAGCUGCCAUGCAGCCAUCAAACCGGCCACCACAGUGCCCUGCCUGGUGAGGGUCUGCACCUUCAGAUGGGAGGUGAAACCUUGGAGCCAGUGCUCGGUACCAUGUGGGUACGGGAUCCAGUCCAGAGCCGUGUCCUGCAUGGGCCCCUCUCAUCCGGAGCCCCUCAGCCCUCAGUUCUGUAUGCACAUGCCCAAACCCAUCACCAUACAGGGCUGCUACAUGGGCGGCUGCGGAGACGCAACACCAACCUCAGAUGUCAUAACUGCAAUCACACCACAGCAACAACUGGACCAUCCUUCUCCGAGUCCAACAGUGGCAAUCACAAUCCUACAGGCCACUGCAGCGACCAUCCCAACACCUAAACCCAGGGCAUGUGGACAGCUUCUCCUGGAAGAAUCUGGCAUUGUGGAUUUGAAAGACAUGACAGGACGCUGCACGGUAUCCAUUGGUCGACCCCUAGAUGAGGUCAUCUAUAUUAAAAUGGAAUCUAGCUCCUUGAACUGCAGCAAAAAUGAGUUUGUUGCAUUUUUUGACCGACUGGCAUUGGUGAGGAAGUGCGAGCAGGUAGCAGGCAGUGAACUCACCACCAGAACCAACGUCCUGCUGGUGCGUCAGAAUCUGCUCACCCCUGGGAACGGGGUUGUGUUCACCUAUAAAUCACAGAAAAACAACAAGAAGAGCCAUCAUCAGGAUUGUGACAUUCAGCUGUUUUCCCCAACUGGCGUCUUUGAGAAUCCAACAACGGCAAACACUAACCACACCUGCAGAGUCCUCAUCAAUGCCCCUCCCUCAGUAAAGAUCAAAAUCCAAGCGCUUCACAUAGGGUUAAUGUUUAACUCCACCAACUCCCAAUCUACAUACAUCAUGAUCCGGGACAUGAAUGUCUUAAAGACCAAUGUGUUUAAAGGCCAACAGCUGUUUCAGUGGCACUCCUCUGGAAACAUGGCUGAGAUUGAAUUUCAUGGAGACUACCUGAAUGCCAAAGGGAGUUUCAGAGCUGAAUAUUCCUUUAUGCGUCUCAGACAUUAAAUAUGAAUAAUUUUGAGCAGGUUUGAAAUUCCUUUAUAACAUUUCUUUAGAAUUCUUUAUUUACAAUAAACACGUUUUUGUAACAGCAAAUUACUUAUGCGCUGUACUUCUGUUGUGUGACCCAAAAUAAAUAAAAAACAAACCAAAGCA
This is a messenger RNA of Gymnodraco acuticeps, 4408 nucleotides long. It is a transcript of the gene adamts13, whose product is annotated as ADAM metallopeptidase with thrombospondin type 1 motif, 13. Gene Ontology annotation, molecular function: metalloendopeptidase activity. The record is from RefSeq and is a predicted model, not a curated record. NCBI's taxonomy places the organism in Eukaryota, Metazoa, Chordata, Actinopteri, Perciformes, Bathydraconidae. The coding region runs from base 101 to 4258 and encodes 1385 amino acids. Gene Ontology annotation, cellular component: extracellular matrix. Gene Ontology annotation, biological process: proteolysis; extracellular matrix organization. The transcript has 29 exons.